AUGGAGACUCCAUGUAGAUGGAGCUUCCUCGAAACAAGGUUCCGGAGUAGGCAUAAAGAUAGCCUCGCCUACAGGAGAACUACUCGAACAGUCGUUCAGACUCGGCUUUGCCGCCUCGAACAACGAAGCAGAGUACGAAGCCCUCAUCGCUCGACUCAGGCUCGCGAUAGGGAGAGGAGCUCGAGAGCUCCAUGCUUAUAUUGCGGGCUGACGGAACAAUUCGAUCGUUUCGAACUAACCAGGAUCCCUCGAGGGGAAAAUUCCGCAGCCGACGCUCUAGAUGCUCUAGCCUCCACAUCCGACCCACUACUCAAAAGAAUAAUACCCGUCGAGGGAAUAGAUAACCCAAGCAUCGACAUCGCCAUAAAAUCGGCCGAACCCAAAGAAAUCGCCACAAUAACAAACGAUUCAGGCACCAGUGAACAAACGCCCGAAGCUAGCAGAAGCUUGAUCGAACAACUCGGAUCUCCCAUCGAACUUCAAGUCCCCGAAACAGCAGACCCCGAGGGGACUGCUCGGGAAAGACAAUUCGUCACAGACGAACAAUACCACGCUCGACCAGAUUGGAGAAUUCCAAUCUUCGAAUACAUACAGAACAGGACCCAACCCUCUGACAAAUGGGAAGCUCAAAAACUCAGAGCAAAAUGGUCACGAUACUGUAUAAUGACUGACAAAUUAUACAAACGAAGUCUAGUUGAACCAUAUCUAAGAUGCGUCAACGGACUGGAAGCCUUGGCAAUUCUAGCCAAUACUCACGACAGAAUAUGCGGAUCCCACUCCGGUGGACAAGCUCUGGCUAAUAGAGUCAAAUGCCACAGAUAA
Messenger RNA from Microthlaspi erraticum, 822 nucleotides. The record is from the annotation of a GenBank genome assembly. Lineage: Eukaryota; Viridiplantae; Streptophyta; Magnoliopsida; Brassicales; Brassicaceae.